CUUUUAAUGGUCAGCAUUUCCAGGUGGAGCCCACCUCCAAGUCCCCCAACCCUGGCAAGUGUCUCCGCUCCUCUUGCAGGUGCAGGGAAGACCCACACCAUGCUGGGUGUGGAUGCGGAGCCCGGCAUCUACCUGCAGACCCUCACUGACCUCUUCCAAGCCAUUGAGGAGAUCUGGGACAGCAUGGACUACAGUGUGUCCAUGUCUUACCUUGAGAUUUAUAAUGAAGUGAUCCGAGACCUCCCGAACCCAUCCUCGGGGUUUCUGGACCUCAGCGAAGAUUCCAGGGGCAGCAUCCAGAUUGCGGGCAUCAUGGAAUUCUCUUCCUCAAACGCCCAUGAGAUCAUGCAGCUCCUCACGAAAGGCAACCAGCAGCGUACACAGGAGCCCACGGCCACCAACAAGACAUCGUCCCGCUCCCACACUGUGCUGCAGGUCACCGUGUACCAGCGGAGCUGCAGUGCAGGCCUGGUGAAGGAGGUGCACAUGGGGAGGCUCUUCAUGGUGGACCUGGCAGGCUCAGAGCGGGCAUCCCAGGUUCCAGUUUCUGUUGUUUGUUUAUUGAGACAGGGUCUUGCUGUCAUCCAGGCUGGAGUGCACGUCAAGCGCAACCUGCUGAAUGUCUCCUAUCGCAUCGCGCAGUACACAGAGGUCAUCUCCGACCUGCGCAGGGAGAUCGCACCUCAAAUCAAAAAUCGAGAAGAAAAGGAGAAGAAAAGUGAAGCCGGCAUCCAGGAUGCCCGAGGUAGGUAG
This is a messenger RNA of Cebus imitator (Panamanian white-faced capuchin), 753 nucleotides long. RefSeq names its product kinesin-like protein KIF19. Bases 7 to 753 code for a protein of 248 amino acids. Gene Ontology annotation, biological process: microtubule-based movement. Lineage: Eukaryota; Metazoa; Chordata; Mammalia; Primates; Cebidae. The transcript has 4 exons. The record is from RefSeq and is a predicted model, not a curated record. Gene Ontology annotation, molecular function: ATP binding; microtubule motor activity; microtubule binding.